GAAUCUUCUCACUGCAACUCAGCUGAACUCGUUUCUUCAGUUACCAUGUCUUACAACUGCUACUCUGGAAACUUCUCCUCCCAGUCUCUAGGCAGCUGCCAGCGCUACCCAGGCUCCUCCUGUGGCACUUCCUACCUCAGCAACCUGGGCUACAGCACUGGUCUCUCCUCUCCCAGCACCUGCCAGCUGGGUUCCUCUCUCUACAGGCCCUGUCGGGAGACCUGCUGUGAGUCCAACAGAUGCCAGCCCUCCUGUGUGGUGUCCAAACCCAUCCAGACUUCCUGCUACCGCCCAACAACCUCUGCACUCUGCAGUCCCUGUCAGACAACUUAUGCUGGAUCUCUGGGCUUUGGCUCCAGCACUGGCUGUUCCCUGGGCUAUGGAUCUAGAAGCUGCUACUCACAGGGCUGUGGAUUCAGUGGCUUUAGACCUCUUCUGAGUUAUGGAGUUCAAGGUUUCCCUUCCCAGGGCUUUGGAUCUGGAUUCUGCCGCCCAACCUACUUGGCUUCUGGGACCUGCCAGACUUCUUGUUACCGACCAACAUGUGGAUCUAGCUUCUAUUUAUAA
This is a messenger RNA of Chrysochloris asiatica (Cape golden mole), 567 nucleotides long. RefSeq names its product keratin-associated protein 13-1-like. The transcript has a single exon. Bases 46 to 567 code for a protein of 173 amino acids. NCBI's taxonomy places the organism in Eukaryota, Metazoa, Chordata, Mammalia, Afrosoricida, Chrysochloridae. The record is from RefSeq and is a predicted model, not a curated record.